Molecule: messenger RNA, 399 nt
Organism: Trichomonas vaginalis G3
Lineage: Eukaryota; Parabasalia; Trichomonadida; Trichomonadidae
Exons: 1
Coding region: 1-399 (132 amino acids)
Source: RefSeq, a predicted model, not a curated record
AUGGAAAACAAGCUUGAAGCAAAAGACAAAAGCAUUCAGAAAAGAAUACCACGUUCGGUACCAAAAGGUAAGGAAAAGAACUAUAAGUAUAUGAUUUAUACUGAAGAGAUGGAAAAUGAAGAAGACAGAGAUAUGGUUAUGUUGCAUUUAGUCAGAAGAAACAACAAAAGCUUUUACGACCUUGCUAAGAUUUACAAAUCUGACAGAAAUUGGUUCUAUCGCGAAAACUUACCGAUUUCAAUGACACCAAAUGAAGAUGUGAAACAAAUAGUUCAAGAUACUUUACCUCAAACACACUAUGAUAUGAAAGGUUGUACAAUACUUACCUUCAAAGAAGAUUUGCCAUUGUUAAAGGAAAAAAUAACAGAGUAUUUUGACAACUUCAAACAAGCAGAGUAA